AAGGUAACAUUUUCGCCCAAAUCCAGUGCUGCAAAGAAAUGAAUAAUAGUAAAAGAAUUAUGAAUUCACGAUAGGAUGCUCAUUCCAAUCGUCCCGCAGUGAAAAUCACAACUAGCAUUAGCGCAUUACUCCGCGUUACUCCAGAAGCACCACCCACACAGGACUCUUUCCAUGUGACUCCGUGUCCGCAACCGUCCGUUACUUCUCCAGAAAACGUGAAAUGGCGUUUCGUUGCUGACAUUGCAAUGAGUCAGACGCGGGAGUCAGUCUCAAGCAUCACGUGACACCGAAAGCACCUCCCUUGCCGGACUGCCUGCGGGAGGGCCGUGACUUGGAGAAUCCGCCAUGGAGUCCUUCUGCCUUGAUAAUAUCUGGAAAGUCGGAGUUCUGCUCCUGCUGGUCUCGCACGUCGCCUCGAAAGACCCACGGCGUCCUGCGUCAGUCCUGCGAAGUGACUCCAGUCAGGGAAGAAGUGAGUCUGAAGACACUGUCAUGGAGAACCUGUCAUGUGCAUCAGUGAAUCUUGAAAGCUUGGUGUGUAGGUGGGAGACACCAAAGAUUCCUGUCUCUAAUUACACCAUGUAUCUAUACAACUGGCUACAUUUAUGGGAUAUUAAACAAAGCUGUACGUGCUACGAAGAGUGGUGUAACUCUUGCCCAGGGGUAUGCUGUCACUGGAAAGCUCCAGCUUAUGACUUCACUGCUCCUGAAAUUAUGAUUGAACUUUCAACCGGCAGCAACGCCCGGAAUGAAACGUUCAACCAGUCUUUAAUCGUUCUCCCUGGUGAAGCCGAGAAGCUAAGCAUCAGCACGACCGAGUCAUACCAGGAGCUCGAAGUCAGAUGGGAUACGCCCAAAUUCCUCCUCAAUUUCGAUCCCGGUCUUUUCUACAGCGUGGACUACAGGCCUAAAAAUGUCAGCGUUUUCGGGUCCCUUGACUGGAUGAGUGUGGCGGGACAUUAUUGCGACAAAAGCGCGACGGUGAGGCUGACGUCGCUGCACGGCUGGGUGGACUACGAGGUGCGCGUGAGACUCCGCUCGGGGGCACGACCGCCGCCCGACGACGAAAACGACGACCGAUGGUGGUCAUCGGUAGCAUCCGAGGCCGUCACGUCGCAAGGAGCGCCCGAGGUUGCCCCAGCCGUGAGCGUGGGGACCUUCGAGGUCGAGAGCGACGCCGACUCCGGGCGGCGGGCGGUCGCGCUGCAGUGGCGCCCCGUGCCCCCGCUGCUGCACAACGGACCCGGCCUGGAGUACCGCGUCCUGGUCAGGGACCAAACGAACAACACGGUGAAAGAUCUCACAGAAACCGGAACAUUUGUCAGAAUUGAAGACCUCAACAAAGAUACGAGUUACAGAAUGGAAAUCACCGCCGCGAACCACGUCGGCGUCGGCCACACGACGCCGGCGGUGCGCAUUCCCGCCGCCCCGCCUCCCGCCCCGCUCCUGCCGGCAGUCGUCUACCACGCAGAGACUCGCCACUACGAACUCUGGUGGCCGGCGAAGGAGAACCUCACCUACACGGCCUACGUCUGCACCGACGGCCUGUCCUUCCUCUCGCCCUGCACGAGCAACUUGUACUGGAAGAACUUGGGUUCAGCAUCAGCGGUGAACCUCACUUUGGAGGAGUUGAACGUGACUGACUCCCUGACUCCUGACAAGGUUCGCUUCGCGCUGUCAGCUGAGACCUUCGCCGAGGACUCCAGCGGCAUGGCCUGGGACAGCUGCGUCCAUCCCCAGCUGUACAACACGCAGCAUUCCGCGCCCGAAAUCAUCACGGACUACGACAGCACGAUGAACAGCGUGAGUCUGCGCUGGAGUGCGGACUGUGCUGCUCGAGGGGGGGUGAUCGAGGAGGUGCAGGCGAUCUGGUGCGAAGGCCUCGGCAGCUGCGAUGACGCAGGCAACGAAACCCCCAUGAAGAACGAGAGCGACGUGUUUUCGGGCGUCGUGGUGCUGGACGGCCUUCGCGAGGGCUCGGACUACGCGGCGAACCUGAGACUCAAGUACCGAGGCGGCUUCUCGGGAUGGUCCUCUCCGCUGCUGUUCUCGACGAAGUCUUCAGUUCUCCCGACGUGGCUCAUCGUCAUCAUCGUCAUUGCGGCUGUUGCAGUCACUGUUGUGGUCCUCGCCGCCGGCGUCUACAGCAGGAGGAAGAUCCAAGUGAUCGCCGAGGAUGCGCAGCGGCAGAUCAUCCUUCCCGAAGGUCUCGGCGACGGCAGCGCCUUCCACGGCCCGAGACCCCAGGACGACAGCUCCGAUAUCCGAAGUCGAAAUUCAUUCACCACGGACGUGAUGAACAAUCAUGACUCCAUCUAUGACAAUGUUCAGUACAGUGAGCCGUUGUCAAACCACAUGUUGUGCCUCGAAAAGGAGUACUUCCAGACACCCUUCUCUGGAGGUCGAGGUCUUGCCCAAAGCAACGUCGAUAAAGAAACCCCUCCUCUGAUUUCUCAGCCUGGUGACGUCAUGCCAGUGUUCCCCAAUGAUGUCACUGGAGAUAAAACUGGGAAUGGUGAAGAUGGUUACGGAAUCAUUUCUGAGCCAUCGCCGGGAUAUUCAGUCAUCCUGUUUCAAAACUCUGAAUUACACAGCAAUAAGGCGGCCAUUCCGUCGACCUCAACGAAUGAAGUCAGAACCCCUUAUUCGAGGAUUUACAGUUGUCCAGAAGAAUUCACGAAUGUGAAGGCAGACGAGAAAUCUCUGGCAGGUCACGUAGCUUCUCCAUCAGCAGAUUGUGGAAUGCAAACCUCUAGUAAUCUGACACCGAAUGGAGGAAGGCAAGUACAAAGAACACCUUCUACAAGAUAUACGGCUUUUCCUCUAGAGGGCUCUAGAAAUGAUACCUCCAAAAAUAUAAAGGAGAACGUGGACAAGCAUAUACAAGAGACAACUGCAGCUCAGCCAUCACCAGGAUAUGUAGCCAUCCUGCCCCAGCAUUCUACCUUAAACGAUGGCACGUCGUCUACUCCAUCAACCCCAGCAAAUGAAGUCAAAGCUCCAUACUCAAGUGUUUACAGAAAUCCAGAAGAAUUUAAGAAUAUGAAGGGACAUGAUCAUAUACAAGAGACAACUGCAGCUCAGCCAUCACCAGGAUAUGUAGCCAUCCUGCCCCAGCAUUCUACCUUAAACGAUGGCACGUCGUCUACUCCAUCAACCCCAACAAACGAAGUCAAAGCUCCUUACUCAAGUGUUUACAGAAAUCCAGAAGAAUUUAAGAAUAUGAAGGGACACAAGCAUAUACAAGAGACAUCUGCAGCUCAGCCAUCACCAGGAUAUGUAGCCAUCCUGCCCCAGCAUUCUACCUUAAACAAUGGCACGUCGUCUACUCCAUCAACCCCAACAAAUGAAGUCAAAGCUCCUUACUCAAGUGUUUACAGAAAUCCAGAAGAAUUCAAGAAUAUGAAGGGACACGAGAAAUCUCUUCCAGGUCGUGCAGUUUUUCCGUCAACCCAGGUAAACAAGGAUACACAGGGAUUAGUUUCUACAGGAUUUGGAAUGCAAACUUCUUGUGAAUUGAUAAAGAACGAGGGCGGGAAUAAACAUGACACAUAUUCGAAAGGUUAUGUUCCUUUUCCACCAAAUAUUUUUGGAACACAAACCUCCAACAAAUUGAAAGAAGACGUGGGGCAGAAAGUACAACGAACAUCUUCCUCAGGCCAAGUAGCUUCUCCGCCAGAAGGCUUUGACAAACAAACCUUCCCUUCGGAUAUACGUCACUACGAUGCAGGCGCAAAGUCCAAGGCACAGAAAGAGCCAGUCACAAAAAAAGCGGAAUCUGAUGCGGAGACUACAGGGUAUGUGAUGAUAGACUUUCCUUUUGCAUCGAAAAACACACAGGACAACAGACACCAGAGUGGUGCCAAUUCAGAGUCUCCGUCGAGUAACAAAGAAAAGUUUGAUGAAGCAUCAGGCCCCCACCAUUAUGUAUCAAGGAUUGACGGCAGAUCAAAAUUAUCAUCUGAUCAGAAAGCCAAAACUUCAGGCGAAACUCCUUCAGUGGGAUACGUGGCAUUGGAUUUUCCAUUCGCAAGAUUUACAAAAGGACAAAAUUCACCAAACCAAACACCAAAUGGUAACGGCCACGUGGAGGGAACGGAUGCAAGCGAGCCAGAAAAGGAGAUUUCCCCUCGUUACCCAUAUGACACGAGUGACACGUGUCCGCCUAUUCCCGAAGACGAAAUGAACGCCCUGUGCCACAAGACGCAGCCGGAGCCUGACUUCCCCCAGAACGUACCUCAGAUGACAGUGCAUCAUGUGUCGACAGUAGUCACUGGACCUGAAAGCUCCUUACGUUCACCUAUAGACGAGAACGUAGGCUCAGCAGCGUCCUCUGGGUACGUACGAUUGGAUCAAAUAUAUUCUGGGAAGUAUGGAGAGUUCUAAGGUGAAAAUUGGGAAAGUUUAUGAUGUGUACAGUAAGCUCAGAACAGUGAUAAUUCACAUGGUUAAAAGCGAAAAAGAAAAAAAAGAAAAAGAAAUCAACGAGUAAGCAAAAGCCUUAGCCUGCAAAUAACGUCGCAUACCGAUGGCCAACAGAAAAAAAAUAGAUAUGCGAUAGACAGUGAGAUACCUUGCCUUUUUUCCUGUGUUGGUAUUAUGCAUGAAACUGUAUAUUGGCGGCAAUUCAGAAAAUCGUAAAGUGUGGGGAUUUUGUUAACAAACUGCAUCAGGUCGAAGAGAAAAGGCUAUGGAAUGUGCAGUUAAUAUGAAUAUCAAACACCUCGUAAUUAUUGUUAGAAUAAUCAUCAUUAUUAUUGUUAACUAUUUUUAUUGCUGUUUUCCUAGUAGUAAAAACAAUAUUAGCUUUAGUAUAAGGAUGAAUAUUUUCAUUAUUAUUCAGACUUGGCUUUCUUUACUGUGCUGAUCAUUAAAUCUGUGACUUUUAUUAUAAAAGAGCUGAUCACUUGUCAAUAACACCCAAAAACGCCUGAGCAGAUAGCCAGGGUGGUAAAUAAACUUACUUAACUUUCAUAGUAGUAUAGGGCACAUACAUUUUAUCUCGCUAUUAUUUUAUCUUGUUCACUGUAUCAGAACGUACGCUCAUGUUAUACCCUAAAUCUGCAAUGUGAUAUUGUAGCCAUAACCAUGUAUCAAAUGCAUUAAUGCUUGUACACGCAUGUGCAGUUGGUAAGUAAACCCCCCCAAAAAAAAGGUUUAAUGUUAGUAAUAACGACAUCAGCUGUUGUUGUUGCCAUUCAUAUUAGUAUAUUAUAUUUUUAUAUUUACAAUUUUAUCAUAGUUGUUCAUAUGUUGAUGCUGUUAUCGUAAUAGUAAUAGUAAUGACAAAUUAAUUUUAUUAUUGUUAUUAUUAUUAUCAUUAUCAUUAUUAUUAUUAUGAUGAUGAUUAUUAUUAUGAUUAUUAUUACUAUCAUUAUUAUUAUCAUUAUUACUAUUAUUAUUAUUAUUAUUAUUAUUAUUAUUAUUAUUAUUAUUAUUAUUAUUAUUAUUAUUAUUAUUAUCAUUAUUAUCAUUAUUACUAUUAUUGCUAUAACUAUUAUUAUCAUCAUUAUUAUCAUUAUCAUCAUUAUUAUAAUCAUUAUUGUUAUUAUCAAUAUUAUUAUUAUAAUUAUUGUUAUUACUAUUUUGUCAUUAUCAUUUUCAUUAUCAGUAUCAUUAUCAUUAUCAUAAUAGAUAUUAUCAUUAUUGUUAUUGUUAUUAUUGUUGUUGGUAUUAUUAUUAUUAUUAUUAUUAUUAUUAUUAUUAUUAUUAUUAUUAUUAUUAUUAUUAUUGUUACUAUUAUUAUUAUUAUUAUUAUUAUUAUUAUUAUUAUUAUUAUUAUUAUUAUUAUUAUUAUUAUUAUUACUAUUACUAUUACUGCUAUUAUCAUUAUUUUUAUCAUCACCAUUGUUAAAACUAUUAUUAUGUUCAUUACUUUUUCUGUUAUUGUUAUUUUUCUUGUAGUGGUUGCUGCUGCCACUGCUCCUGUUGUUAUUGUUAUUGUUGUUGUUAUUUCCAUUAUUCGUUUAUCAUGCCUCAUGAUUAACAUAACUUGUGAUCCACAUCAUUACUUAUAUUGUUGUUAAUGAUAUUUGUGUUAUUAAUUAGUUAUAACAAUUUCGUUAUGGCUAAAAUAAAGUUUUGCUAUGAAAGGCUUCACUAUACUGUCAAGAAAGCUUGAUAUGUUAAAAUAAAAGUGAUAGCAUUAUGUAUAUUUGCAACAAGGGUUAUGCUUAUUAUUAUUAUUAUUAUCCCUUUUAUUUGUAUUUAAUACCACCAUAUCAUUAAAGUUUGUUAUAUCUAUAAAAAAAAAUACUACAAUGAUUUUUAACAUUAUUAUUACUGUUUUAGUAAGAGCUUACUACAUUAUUUAAGUUCUGCGUCGUGAGAUAUAGCAGGAAGAGAAAUAUUAAUUUACAUGUGUGUAUGUGCGUUUAGCUACUGUCGGUAGCCCUGCUGUCUUGAAGUUAGGUAUAUCGUUUUUAACUGUGGACUUUAAAGCACGAUUUUGCAUAUAACCUCCAGUAUGAGAUUAAUAGCUUUUGUUUGUUGAAUUAUGAGUAACAUUUUGAUUCAUGUAUUUCUUUCUAAUCCUGGGACACAUCAAGAGAUAAAUGAAACAGACAUACAAAUCGUGAUUCGACUGGCCUUAUCCGUCUCUAGGCCCUGACUCAAGUCCGGGAUUAUCAUCAUCUUAGCCAGAUGUAGGCGCGCUCUCUGGGGAAAUAAGCGAGCAUCCAUGUCUUUUUCCCCUGGCACUGAUGAUCCAUAGUCUAUGACCAUCCCAGAUGUUUGUUAUGCAUUGUUAUGCAAUCAUAAUAUAAUAAAAAAUACGUUCUGAAGACAUCCCAGACGCCAAACCCUUAAGAGUACUGUUUGCAAAACUUGAGGCUUGGCGAUCGGCUAGUCUGGUCAGUGGAACCCCGGCUAAGUCCACGAAGGAUAUGACAUCAUCUAUAGCAUCUACGACGUAUCAAAGCGCCGCAAGAUAACCACGUGACCUUACGACGAAACGUUACGACUUCGAAAGUUGCGUCAGGCCGUCGACCGACGAUUCCUUUUUCUCCUUAAUGAUGAUAAGAAUUUUUUUUUACCUGUUGAAUCAACUAUUUGUUUGUCCUCCUUUGCUUAUCGCGUUCGACAACUAUAUAUAAGCGGUUUUAUAAAAUAACUUCCUGUUAUCUUAAGGGUUCCGAGAAAGACUACGUCGUAUAAUACAAACUUGAUAUUUUUUAUUGAUUAAUCUUUUGAAGGGGGGAGGGGAUAGGAACACAUUAAAAAAAACAGCAAAUAAGAACUAUAGUAUAGUUUCGGACACUUAACGAAAUGAACAGAAAUACCAUUUUUUUGCUGGGCCGUUGGCAGUUCCAAGUGCUCCGUGCUUCUAAGUUAGGAUACAGGAAGUAUAUAUAGUUUAUAAUCUUAUGUUUAACCCUGUUUAGUGUCUAGAAUAUUUUUUUUAUUUCCUAUUUUCAAGCAGUUGGUUUAACAAAUAAAAUACUGAAUGCUGA
Messenger RNA from Penaeus indicus, 7451 nucleotides. RefSeq lists its product as uncharacterized. The transcript has 16 exons. Gene Ontology annotation, molecular function: cytokine receptor activity; cytokine binding. Gene Ontology annotation, cellular component: signaling receptor complex; external side of plasma membrane. NCBI's taxonomy places the organism in Eukaryota, Metazoa, Arthropoda, Malacostraca, Decapoda, Penaeidae. Bases 346 to 4386 code for a protein of 1346 amino acids. Gene Ontology annotation, biological process: cytokine-mediated signaling pathway. The record is from RefSeq and is a predicted model, not a curated record.